This is a messenger RNA of Gryllus bimaculatus (two-spotted cricket), 503 nucleotides long. NCBI's taxonomy places the organism in Eukaryota, Metazoa, Arthropoda, Insecta, Orthoptera, Gryllidae. The record is from the annotation of a GenBank genome assembly.
GCCAGUAAAACAGGAGUUCUGGUCUCUCAAUUACUCAGUACUGGCUUCGACUCUGAAGUCAAGAAGCAGCUUGAACUAUUUGCAUUGCAACUGGUGCAUAGGCGAGUAGAGAUCUCUGCAUGUGGCUUCUGCACAGUUGAUUUUCCUCUCAUUGCCUCAAUAGCUGGAUCAGUCACAACUUAUUUGGUUAUCCUCAUCCAGUUUCAAGAUUCUGAUCAAGACAAAAAAUGAGUAAAUGAUGUAUUAAAAAAGUGAAUCGGGUAGUGUCUUCAAUUAUUUUUGUUUUUGCAAAUUACGUUUUUUGGAAUGAUGAACGUGUACAAAUUUUUGCAUAAAAUGUGGCAAGAACAAGUUAACACAACUGUUAAUAUAGAAUUAAGAUGGACAGUUGAAUUAGGUAAUUUGGUGUACAUUAAAAACAAUUGUAUGUAAACAAAAACUUCUCUAUUUACAUCAGCAUACAAACUCUCACACCUAUCAAAUAAUUAACAAUAACAUGAAAA